AAACAAACAGGAGCAGGCUCUUUCUGCGCAAGCGUUGCGACCGGAGGGCGGAGCGGGAGGCGCCACGGUGCGCAGGCGCAGCCGUCGGUGGGUAGGGGCUCUGUCGCCUGAGAGGCUGCACUCGGCUGGUUGUGUCCAGGUGCGCUGUCCGUGAGUGUGCUAACCUGAGCGUCUCGGGCGCUCAGCGCAGGCCUUUAUGCAGAGACAAGGGAGCUUCGUUGCUGCGGCCCUAGCAGUGCAUGACCGGUCACCACUCCUUUGUCCCUGAGCCACGUCCUGCCAGGCUCAAGAUGGACAACAAGAAGCGCCUGGCCUACGCCAUCAUCCAGUUCCUGCAUGACCAGCUGCGGCAUGGCGGGCUCUCAUCGGAUGCCCAGGAGAGCCUGGAAGUUGCCAUUCAAUGCCUGGAGACCGCGUUCGGGGUGACGACGGAGGACAGCGACCUGGCGCUCCCCCAGACCCUGCCGGAGAUAUUUGAAGCAGCUGCUUUAGGCAAGGAGGUGCCGCAGGACCUGAGGAGCCCUGAGCGGACCCCACCCUCCGAGGAGGACUCGGCUGAGGCGGAGCGCCUCAAAACCGAAGGGAAUGAGCAGAUGAAGGUGGAGAACUUUGAGGCUGCCGUGCACCUCUACGGCAAGGCCAUCGAGCUGAACCCUGCCAAUGCCGUCUACUUCUGUAACAGAGCGGCGGCCUACAGCAAGCUGGGGAACUACGCAGGCGCCGUGCAGGACUGCGAGCGUGCUAUCUGCAUCGACCCUACCUACAGCAAGGCCUACGGCCGCAUGGGCCUGGCGCUGUCCAGCCUGAACAAGCAUGGGGAGGCUGUGGCCUACUACAAGAAGGCCCUGGAGCUGGACCCCGACAAUGAGACCUACAAGUCCAACCUCAAGAUAGAAGAGCUGAAGCUCAGAGAGGCACCGAGCCCUACGGGCAGUGUGGGCGGCUUCGACAUUGCUGGCUUGCUGAACAACCCAAGCUUCAUAAACAUGGCAUCAAGCUUAAUGAACAACCCCCAGCUCCAGCAGCUCAUGUCCGGGAUGAUUUCGGGAAGCCACAACCCCUUGGGGACCCCAGGCACCAGCCCUUCACAGAAUGACCUGAGCAGCCUCAUCCAGGCGGGCCAGCAGUUCGCGCAGCACAUGCAGCUGCAGAACCCUGAGUUCAUCGAGCAGCUGCGUAGCCAGAUACGCAGCCGGACCCCCAGUGCCAGCAACGAUGAGCAGCAGGAGUGACAGGCAGCCGAGCCAGCGCCAUCCUGUCCUUCCUGGCUGACCAGAAACCUUUGAGUGUUUUGCCGUUUUCUCUCAUUGGACUGCUCAAGAGAGAACCAGAAGAUGAAGUCGGGCCUGCAUGUUAGGAUGGACCCCGCCCCUGCUGCCCCUGCCCAGCCUCCCCUUUGUCCCUCCAUGCCCUAGGCCCCUUGUGAGGAAAGAGCCAGCCAGCCCAGUGCCGACCAGCAGCGACCUCUCUCCCGGCUCCAAGAGCCCCGCAGUCACUGAACUCGGCCCCCGUAGUCCCUGCCGCCCCCUCGAUCUGUCCUCAUGGACUUCGAGAGCCGAGCUGAGCUGAGCUGACCCCUCGGCCUGGGGCGAGCUCACUGCCAGCCCCAGCCUAGGCACCCGCAGCCUGGACUGUGCGUGCCUUGCCGGAGGACCUCGAGCUGCGGCGCCCAACUUGAUUCCUGCCUCCUCCUUUGUGGGGUUUUUCUUUUUGGUACCGGGGAUCGAACUUGGGACCUUGUGAUUGCGAGGCAGGCGCCAGAACCACUGAGCUAAAUCCCUGGCCCCGCCUCCUUCAUGUAGCCUGGCGCAUGGACAGGCUUGCUCCCUCCAUCCUCCUGCGGUCCUUGCAGCCAGCGGCUUGGCAUGGCCUCUGUCCAGCCUGUGCAGGAGGACGACAUCUUGUCCUGCAGGUCAGCCCUGAUGCUUCCCGCUCAGCUCUGAGACAGCAUGGGAGCUGCUUCUGGGGCAGCAGCUGCUGGGAAGUGUGGCCCUCACAGAUGUCCCCACUGCUACUGGCCCAGACGCGGGGUUCUGUGGCAGCAGCGGUGUGCAUCAUAGGCAGCCAGUAGGAAGCAGGCGGCACGGCCUCCUCAGCCCUCACUGGCAGGACACGGCCAGCCCGUCCCGUCUGCAGGAACUGUGCGGGGAAUAAAUAGACAUGGUGACCUCCUCUUG
Heterocephalus glaber (naked mole-rat) is the source of this 2177-nucleotide messenger RNA. It is a transcript of the gene Sgta, whose product is annotated as small glutamine rich tetratricopeptide repeat co-chaperone alpha. Gene Ontology annotation, biological process: post-translational protein targeting to endoplasmic reticulum membrane. Lineage: Eukaryota; Metazoa; Chordata; Mammalia; Rodentia; Bathyergidae. The record is from RefSeq and is a predicted model, not a curated record. Gene Ontology annotation, molecular function: protein binding; molecular adaptor activity. Gene Ontology annotation, cellular component: TRC complex; membrane.